GUGAGAGGGCGAUAUUAUAUAACCUAAACUUGUCUAAGAUUAAACACGUUAUUUGUUGACGUACGUCCAUGUGUAUUAUGAUGUGUAUAUGUUAAUUAAUUCUCGAUUAUCAAAUGAUAAGAGGUUGAUUGACAUCUGAAUGACAGAUUAUGACAGGUCAACCCAGUGUAAAAAAAAUCCAUUUUUGUAUAAUUUGAACCAAUUAAGAAAGAAGUAGAACGAUGGAUUUGCAUAAUCGUUAUUUACGUCUCUCAACACUGGACCUCUCGGUUUUACGAACCAUGGCAAAUAACUGCGAAUUUGUGAAUGACACGUUCGUUUCCCAUCAUAGUUUCUUACAAUUUUAUAGGGACGAGAUGACUAAAAAACAAUUGGAUCUAAAUAAACUUGAGAUCUGUCGAAUGCUGUUAUGUCACGAGUAUCAACUUGCGUUUAAUGCUAUCGAGAGUUUUGAUAAUAAGAGAUAUCUACCACGCAAUAAGUGCAAAGAAUAUUUGAAUGAAAAGAAUAUUUGUUUCUGUCUUCCUAAUAUAGAAGCAAUUUUUUCACCGCAUUAUCUACGAACUACUUCGGAGAUUGCAAUUUUGUGUGACAUAAUCACUCUGCAAAUGAUACUCUAUUGUCAUUAUGCCGAGUCAAUAAAAAAAUACUUAGAACAUUUUCUCAAGUCGAGUUAUACCUAUUUCACAAACAGCAAUAGUAGAAUUAUAUAUAUGAAGUUACUGGAACAUUCAGAAUUUCUACAUUUGUAUCAAUUUCUUCGUAAUGAUAACAGUAUCAGCAAAGAAGAAUUAGAAAAAUUUAGUUUUAUAUUUUUGAAUAUUGUGAAAUUAUGGAUAAAGAUGAAGGAAGAAGAUUCUGAAUGGAGAUUGCUUGCUUCAAUACUUCUAUUAGCAAAAACUUUUGCUCCUGAACACAUUCUGUUUCCACUGUGGGAUUAUAUUUUGAAUGAAAUAAGCGACUUGAAAGAAUCUCUUAUUGUCCUAAGUAUUAUAAUGGAUACCUGUUUUACAUCGUCCUGUUCGAUAGAUCUCACUUAUAUACAUAGUGAUAUUUAUACCAAAAGCACAUUCUGGUUAAUAAUAUUAAAAGGAUUACGAUCAUCUUUGCAACAAUAUCGUAAACAAGCUUUAUAUGUGAUGAGAAAAGCAAUCAAUUCUUUGAAUGAAAUUUUUGUACUUAAGUUUGCAGACUUGAGAUUGACAAAGGCUCAAAUUACUCCAUUUAUUUGUAGUAAAUCUAACGAAACAGUUUCAUCAAUAGAGUGCAUUAAGCAGAAUUUCUUCUUGGUAUACGAAGCAUUAGAAGAAAAACAAUACCACCUAGUAGCACCGGCUUUAACUCAUGUAACUAGUUUAAUAAAGGUGAACAAAGAGCAUAAAUCCUACAAUGACUGUUUCGACAUUGUAUGGUUGCAAUGCAUUCUUGAAAAAGUUUUGCAGCAUGAAAAUAAUAAUAUUGUAAAGUGGGGUGUAUCGCAAAUUUGUAAGUUAGAUGAGACUGCGUUUGACGAACAAUUUUUAAAAUUAUUUGUUAAUGUUCUCAAUAAUACUUUUCUCUACGAAUGUCAACCUAAUGAAGAAUGUCCAGAAAUUUUGAAAGAACUCUCGUUAUUCUUUGAACGCGCCGAGGAAAGUAAUUUACUAAAUAAUUUUCUGAAAAAAGUUAGCAAGGUAGCCUGGGGUCCUGUAGCGAUAUUUUACAUAUUACACAUGUUACGAAUAAUUUCGUAUAAGGAAAUAUAUAAUUGGCAAGCCAGCGAAUUGAAUGCCGUUAAAUCUUUAGUGGAGACAAACCUGAAUAUUCAUUCUCAUAUAUUACGUACUGCGUCUCAAAUUGAACUUUUAAGAGCGAUCCCCAAUUAUGUGCAAAAGAUAGACGAUCCGAUAUUGCUCGCUAAUACUUUAGCUGCGUUUCCUUCCGAAGAAGGUUUUAAAAGAGGAACAGCUUCCUGGAACGUUGUUACAACAUGGUUGAGAAAAACAUUAGUGAAAGAAGACGCCAUAAUUCUUGUAAAGAACACUUGUUCGAAAUAUUUAUACCAAGAUACCAAUCCUGAAGUAAAUCUUAGGACGUUCGCGUUGCUAAUACAUCUAUUACACGAUGCGGAUCUGAUACUAUCGAGUAAAGCAUGUUGCGUCAAGAAAGUAUUAAACAAUUGGCUGUGUACGUUAAAUGGUGUCAAUAUGAGACCUUACGCCGACAUCCAUUCUAGUAUCAAUGCAGUGGAAUUUAUAUCGCAUUUAUUAAAUCUUUCCACGACGGAAUCCUUCAACAGCGUGAUGGACUUGAUAUUAUUAUACGUACCCACUACUUUUAAAUUCCUAAUUAAAAAUGUAAGAAAGAUGACUGAAGAAUUAACAUAUGAAGAUUAUACGAGAUACAUAGCCAUUAUGUCUUCUCAUAUAGUUAACGCGUCAAUGUUUCUGCCGAAGAAAGAUGUGAAAAAUUAUGUGGAAGACCUGCAAAACGAAAGCAUACGUUUGUUGAGAGAUACGCAACAUCUAAAUACGCGAUAUUUGUACGGAUUACACAUUUUAUAUCUUUCCCAGAAUGUUUCGGUUCUGCCACUCGCGACAGCUUUUUAUGUGGAAUUGUUAAACAUGCAAUCGAUUCCGACGAACGUUAAUAAUGAUGACAAUGAGGCAAAUUUGAGAGGAAAAAUUGCGUCGAAAUAUUAUUUGCUUCUUUCGAAACUCAUGCGUCAAUAUCUGACAAAUUGUUCUAUGCAUUCGUGGAUUUCUACUAGCACACUGUUGUCUAAUCUACUGAAAUUUCUCGAGUUUGGGGGAACAGAAAUCAUUUCUGAAAUAGCAACGAUAUUAACUGUGAUGAUCGACAAUAAAGUUAUAAACCAUACGAGUGACAGAGAAACUUUGGAAGAUCUUUUUAAAUCUUGCUGGAGAUGUACCCUCGUCAGUAAAAAGAACAAUGUUUUUUGGGCAGCGAUGCAGAACCUUAUAGGAGUUAUUAUUAAUAAUAAUUUGAUUUUGCCCAAUGCUGCAAAUUUUAUAACACAAUUUGUCGAUCAAUUAAUAGAGGAAGGAGAUGGUACGCCGAAAUUUAAGAGGAUAUUACUUUCCAAAAUGAAACUCUUGGACGAAUGUAAUUUGCUGAAAUUAGAAAGACCAUUAUUGAGUUGCCUUCUUCAUGGCUCUGUACUUCGACGAGACAAAAGAAUUGAAAAUCAGGCUCAUUUAUUUAUUAUCAAGCAUUUGGGCCAAUAUUAUCCAAAGCAUAUCUUGGGAUUGGAUCAUAAUAAUGAUGCUGCAGUUAGAGCAGAGGCGACUGUAUUGCUACAUAAGAUAAUUAGCCAUUUGGAAUUAAAUUAUGCAGCAAUAAUUGUGCCACUUAUACUCGAAAUAUUAGAAAAAUACAAAAAUAAGAGAUACUUUAAUGAUUCUUAUGUACAUAAAUUAAAGCAUAGAUUAAUGCAAAUUUUAUUGAUACUGGAACCAAUAUUAAGCGAGGAACAUGUUGUUCUACUACAGGAAAAAUUAUGUGAUUUAAUUAUUUCGGAAAGCAAUCAACAUAGUGUGAGGUUGAUGCAAGAAUGGCUGUUGAUACGAAUUUUUAAGAAAAAUAUUAAUUUACAUAAUAACCUAUGGAAAUUUUUCAUAAAGAGUAUAGAAGAGCGACCAGGAUGCACAAUUUCUGUAGCCAGUAUUGUCUAUCAUGUCGCGCAACUUCUUUCGAAUGAUAAUCAGAAAAAUUUUAUUCAAACAGCUCUACCAUACAUAGCGCAAUGCUGUUUAGGUCAGCAAUUUAAUGUGCGUCUUUAUAAUCAGUUUAUUUUGACACAAUUAUAUGAAUUAAUGAAAAAAAGAAAUGAUGAUAAUCUAUCAGAAUACAAAGCCAUAUAUCAGGCAGCUAUGGCUAGUUUGCAACAAGAUAGUUUGAAAAAGAAUUCGACUAGGAUACAGGAUGAUUUUUACUUUUCAAGUUUUCAUCCAAUUGAAAACUACAGUUUGCAGACAAUUUACUAUGAAUUACCACGAUUGACUAAUAUAAGUUCUGAUGAAUGGAUCAGUCCAGACAUAUUCAAAACCUUCAUGUUUGAACAUAAUGAUAAUCAUCCUCUACAACUUUAUAAUACUGAUUUAUUUCUGUCUGAGAUUAAAACUUCUAUAUACCUCGCAAAAUCUCUUACAGGUGAUACCGAAUCAUUAGCAAACAAUGUUGAAACUUAUUUGGAAGGUUUGCACGAUAUUCAGAAAAAGAUUGAUCCAUCCAAGAAUACAAUUCCAUUAUACAGUGAUAUGUUUGAAUUAAUGAAAGAAUCCAUACAGCAACAAGAUUUAUAUGAAGAAGGUCUGAUAGUUGUAGCAUCUUUUAUCAAUCGACCACCAAAUUUAGGUGGAAUUGCCAGAACAUGCGAAAUAUUUGGAGUCAAGGCACUAGUUAUUGCAAAUUUGGAUUGUAUAAAGGAUAAAGAGUUUCAAAGUCUUAGUGUAUCAGCUGAAAGAUGGAUAAAUAUGCUACAGGUGAAACCACACGAGUUACAAAAGUACUUGCUCGAGAAGAAGAACGCGGGAUGGUCUCUAAUCGGUGCUGAACAAACAGCCAAUAGUAUAAAUCUGCUGCAAACAAAAUUCGAGAAAAAGACCAUUCUCGUUUUAGGGAAUGAGAAGGAUGGUAUACCUGCCAAUUUUAUACCACUCUUUGAUAAAUGUGUAGAAAUACCUCAAGUAGGAGUAAUACGAUCGUUAAACGUUCAUGUUACUGCUGCGAUUUGCAUAUGGCAGUAUGCGAGUCAACACAUGUUAAAACAAUAGUUUCCUCAAAUUUGUAAGGUGCAAAAUAAUGCAAGAUAAAUUUUUAAGAAAUAAAAGAAUUUACUGUAAAA
This is a messenger RNA of Nylanderia fulva, 4846 nucleotides long. RefSeq names its product tRNA (guanosine(18)-2'-O)-methyltransferase TARBP1. Gene Ontology annotation, biological process: tRNA methylation. Gene Ontology annotation, molecular function: RNA binding; tRNA (guanine) methyltransferase activity. The record is from RefSeq and is a predicted model, not a curated record. Lineage: Eukaryota; Metazoa; Arthropoda; Insecta; Hymenoptera; Formicidae.